Macrosiphum euphorbiae (potato aphid) is the source of this 612-nucleotide messenger RNA. The record is from the annotation of a GenBank genome assembly. NCBI's taxonomy places the organism in Eukaryota, Metazoa, Arthropoda, Insecta, Hemiptera, Aphididae.
AUGUUUGAUUUGAUAGAAAUUAAACCAGGUACAUUUCGUGCCAAUUUAUUGAACGAAGAUGAUAUUAAAUCAUACAGCUUAAAAACAAAUACAAAUUGGUGUGUAGUAAGUAGUAAAAUUUCAACUAGAUUUGUUUGUCGGAAAAUAUUUAAAUGUCACCAUAGUUCUUUUCAUAAGAAAACACCUGAAGAAAAUAAGAAAGGAAAAUCAAAAAAUAGUAAUUGCCAAGCAAAAAUUGAAAUUUUAAUUAAACUUUCAACUAAGGAUACUAAAAAAAAAGAUGUGUAUGUUAAGGACGGACUUCCAGCAGUUAUUUCAAUUCAGAAUGAUCAUAACCACACAGUUGUUUCUGGAGAGGCAUUAUCUUAUUUAAGACCAACAAGAGAUGUAAAUAUCCAAUUUGAAGAGUACUUUAACAGUGGUCUUGGAAUAAGUGAAUCCAUUAAGAUUCAUGAAGAAAAAAUUGAACUUAAACAUGGUAUAAAUUCAACUGAACUGGCAAAUGCACAUAUGAAUCCUAAAUACAGAACUGUUAGAUAUUGGUAUGAUGAGUGGAAAAAAUUAAAUCUUGGUCCACAUAGUGGAAUUGGAGUCAAUAAGGUACAUCUAUAA